AUGUCUGCCUUUCACAGGAAUAGCAGCUAUGAUGGGCAUGGGGACUACCCUGGCUAUUCAGGGUCUCAAAAUCAUACACGGAGCCAUUUGAAAACUCAGGAUCAUCUAGAACUUCCAGGUUCUCUGGACAAUUCAGGCUUCCACCAUCUCAGGAGCAACCCAUAUUCUUCGGGCUCUAGAACAAAUCCAGACUACCCCAGCUCUGUAGCAGAAGCAGAUUACCCCGGAUCUCUGAGUAACACAGGCUAUCGCAGCCCGAGGAGUCCUUCAUUCUCUGCACAUUCCAGAACAAGGCCAGACUAUCACGAAUCUUUACCUGAGCCAGACUAUAAUGACUUCCAGAGCGAUCCCUACUGCUCAGAAUCAUCCCCAGAGCCUGACUACCCCGGCUUUCAGCGCCAUUCUGGUUUUGCAGGAAUCAGAAGGAGCACAAACUAUGAAGGUUCCAGAACCAAUGUAGGUUAUUUGGGAUCCUUGAAAGAACCAGACUACCCUGGAGCUCGGGGCAGCUCUGAUAAUCCUGGUCCCAGGGCCAGUUCCAAACUGCCAGGCUCCAGAAGAGAUGUCGGUUACACUGGUUCCAGAAUCGGUUCCUACCCAGACAACUUGGGGGAACCUGAUUACCCAGGUGCUGAUAGUCAGCCAAACUCGCCCCACUUUUAUGGAGAACCGGACUAUCCUGGUGCUGAGGGCUCAAAGAAUGCUCCAGGUUUUUGGGGAGAACCUGAUUAUCCAGAUGCCGAGGAAGGUCAUAGUUAUGGCUCUUCCAAACUGGGACCCCUCAGGAGGAGUAAUGGCAAGAACAAAGAUUACACCGACAGCAUUGAAAUGGCAUUCAUGGAAAUGGCAGGUCCACAACGCCACUCUCUGCCAGGUGAUCCUACAAAUGGCUAUGUGAAUUCUGCUUAUGAGAGAGGAAGUAGCCCUGUCUGUGCAGUUGGAAACCUGCUGCUGUGUGAACGUGACUGGCAUACGUCACCCCAAGGACAAAAACUAAUUUCAUCCCUGAUUCCCAUGACAUCCAGAGACAGAAUCAAAGCCAUUAGGAACCAGCCAAGGACCAUGCAAGAGAAGAGAGAACUUAGAAAAAUAGUUGACAAAGAAAAGAGUAAACAGCUCCUGGAGGCCAACUGCUGUGCUCAGUGUCUGAGCUCCCUUUCUCUG
Cricetulus griseus (Chinese hamster) is the source of this 1164-nucleotide messenger RNA. The record is from RefSeq and is a predicted model, not a curated record. NCBI's taxonomy places the organism in Eukaryota, Metazoa, Chordata, Mammalia, Rodentia, Cricetidae.